This is a messenger RNA of Lates calcarifer (barramundi perch), 2098 nucleotides long. RefSeq lists its product as uncharacterized. Lineage: Eukaryota; Metazoa; Chordata; Actinopteri; Centropomidae. Bases 114 to 1952 code for a protein of 612 amino acids. The transcript is spliced from 10 exons. The record is from RefSeq and is a predicted model, not a curated record.
CACGAAAGGCACACGCCACUGUCGCAAAAACUUCACCGUGCCAGAGCUGAGAUACAAACCACGUUUCCACCAUCUCAGGCGCCGGCAUAAGUUGACAAUCCAAACUCAACCAGAUGGUGAUAUUGGAUGUGUUAAUAAUAGGGGGUGGCCCUCAUGCCUUGACCCUGGCCAGCUUGCUGUCCAGUCCUGACCCUGACCCACACUCAAACCCUGGACACGACUCAUCCCUCUCCCCCACCUGCUCAGACCCUCUGAGCUCUCAGCCAAACCUAGGAACACCCAACAACAGAUGUUCCAGUGGCAAGAAGAAGAGGAGGGCAGCAGCGGUCUCUGUAGGAAUGACACUAGAGGAGAAACCAGCAAAGUCAACAAUACCAGAGAGGGUUGUCUGCCCCCUGCUGAGUCUCAGAGUAGUAGAUUCCUACGGAGAGUGGGCCGCACUGUGGGAGAGCCAGUUCACGGCUCUGAACAUCCCUCACCUGCGCUCGCACACACUGGUGCACACAGACCCUUUCAACAAGAAAGCACUGCAGGAGUUUGUUUUAAAGUGUGAUCGUUCAGCGGAGCUUCACAGUCUUCCAGACCAGGUUUAUAUUCUGGACGAAAAUGCAUUUUUCAAUGAUACGCGACUCGGCAAGAAGGAGAGGAGACGACUAAACGUCACCUCAACGCUUAAGAAGAGUUUGUCUUUCAGUCUGCCAGGAACCAAACUGAGUGUGGAUUUUUUUAAAGAUCAGGUGGAGAGAUACACCUUGGACAAAGUGCUGGUAAAGGGAACAGUGGAGCACAUCAUCCCUGUCAUUGAGCACAAGGAAGAGAUGGACGAAGAGAGUGACUGUAUGAAAGUGCAGGAAACAGAUGAUGAGGACAUGAGGGCAACUGAAAGGAAGGGUGAUGGGGCAAGGAAGAGGGUGAAGUAUUUUCAAGUCCAACUUCAAGAAGGCAGCAUCCUAAAAGCUCACCGGGUCAUUAUGGCAACAGGACCAACCCGUGCCCAGAUGGCAAACAUCCCUUCGUGGGUGAGAAGCAUUGGAGAGAGCUACCCAGAGGAGCGUUUGCAGCACACAGUGCACCUCAUGCACCAUCUGCCAAAUUCUAAGCACGGACUCAGAGAAACAGAUUGUCAGAGGCAGAGAGAAACUUUUCCCACACAAGAAUUGUGUGUAGUAUGUGAGACAGGGCAGAGAGUUAUGGUAGUUGGUGGAGGUCUGACCAGCGCUCAUGUCGUCUCAAUUGCCCUGCAGCAAGGUGCCAGCCAUGUGACAUGGGUCAUGAGGAAGCACCUCCAGUUAAAACAGUUUGACGUGGGUGAUGUGGAGAGCCUGGUGGGUCGUUACUCCCACGUGGAGCACGGCAUCAAGAUGGAUGGCCAAGCCUAUCUACGGCAGUUCUAUAAUGAACGGAGUCUUCACAAACGCCUGGCUAUGAUUCGCCAGGCAAGGAAAGGAGGAGCUGUCACUCCAGAGGCCUACAUCCACCUGCAGCCAUUCAUACUGAAUGGACAGGUGGAUGUGAAGACAUACUGUCAGGUGAGUGAGGCUAGCUGGUGCUACAGGAGCCAGGCCUGGAGUCUUUCCCUCAGCACUGGGGACCACUGGACUGGAGAUAUGAUCUGGCUCGCCACUGGCUGCAAGCUAGAUGUGAAACAGGAUCCUUUGCUCUCUGAGGUGAUGAAGGAAUUCCCAGUUCAGGUGAUAGAUGGUUGGCCGUGCAUAUCAGAAAGCUUACAGUGGGCAGAAGGAUGCCCACUCUAUCUGAUGGGGCAGUACACUGCUCUUCAGGUUGGACCUCAUGCAGUAAACCUGGCUGGUGGACAGGCUGCCAGCUUGCGAAUUGCCAAGGACAUUGUGCGCCGUCAGAAACAGGACAGUGGAGAAGCGUCUGAACGAAGUGGGGAGAAAUCUAAAACUGAAGAAUAUAUUCAACAGAUGCAAGGCCUGUUAUGGCUUUAACUUUACCAUUUAGCCUGAGGAACAGGUGUGUGAGUGUUCCUGAUUAUCCUCGUCAAAUGGGACUAUAUGACCUCAGUUUAAUGCUGUGAAACUGACUUUUUUGGAGGAAGUGUAACAAGAGUUCUGUUUUAAAUAAACACAUAUUC